GUCAGACUUUGUUGGAGUAGGGUGGUUCUGUGAAAGAAGCGAGUGAAGUUAUUAUUUUCUUUUGGCUGUGCCCUCCUGAACAAGAAAUGAACAGCGAUCGGGUUAUUCAACGGUGGGAAGAUAGGUUACAGGAUGGCUCGAUGACACCGGACGUGAUAGUUCGUUAUAUACAAAAUAUUGUGACAUCGGCAGCAGAGCCAAAACCGGAUGAUGCGGGCGCUCAGUUACCAGCACAGCAGCGUGAAGACGAGAACGCACAGGGUGGCAAUGUCUACUUGAUCGGCGACGUUGUGUUUAACGUAGCCGUCGUUAAGGCAGCUACCGUUUCCUUUAUGGAGCGUUUCAUCUGUGGCCCGCGUCCGGAAGAAUUCCUGGAACAAAUCAAACAGACCGACACCGUGUCGUCCGUGUGUGGACGCGUUUUUAAAAUCGGCGAACCAACUUAUAGUUGUCGUGAAUGCAGUAUGGAUCCAACAUGUGUACUGUGUUCCACAUGUUUCAAAAAGUCCGUGCAUCGUACACAUAAAUACAAAAUGGCCACUUCCGGUGGCGGAGGUUGCUGCGAUUGUGGUGAUGUGGAAGCUUGGAAAAAGUUUCCAUACUGUGAGGAACAUGCUAGCAUUUCCGAUGAUAAGGCACAAGGCGAACAACAGCAGGUGCCGUUAUCGGAGGACAAAAAGAAGCGCUGUUCGAUCGUGUUCCGUGCCAUACUGGACUACUGCAUGCAGACACUGCAAAUGCACGCCACCGGUAACCUUACCGAAUGUGAGGACGACGAACAUACGCACUGUACGAUUCUGUACAACGAUGAAACGCAUACAUUUGAACAGGUAAUUCUGACCUUAACAGCGAUAGUGAAAUGCGACCAUAAGCAAGCGAUCGAAUAUGUGACCAGUAUUGACCGUGAAGGGCGUGCAGUGGUUAAAUGCGCUUCGUUUGAGGUGUGCAAAAAGUUGAAGGAAAAUAUCGAAAUUAAAUCGAUGCGUACUUCCGGAUUGCAUAACCGAUCACAACCGUUGAAGGUGACAGUUAUGCAUCGCAACGAUGUCGCCUGUCAGCACUUGGCAAUGCAGAUGCUCUCAUGGUUUCAAGAGUUUCUGACAAAACACUCGUCGUUCCGGACCAUUUUUGCAGAGACGAUCACCAAACAGCAGGAGAUGUACAACCUAAAGUUCAUCCUUAGCAACGAUCAUAACUUGUGGAAGUCGGCACGCACUUCCUGGCACCGGUUGCUCAUUUCCGGCAUGCUGAUGGACUACGAUAACAAAAAGCAGCUAGCGAUAACGUUCACCAAACUGUACGCUUCGUUGAUGCAAGAUUUUAUCCGCGAUGAUCACUACCAUUCGUUUUCGAUCGUGUCGCUGAGCGUGCAGUUGUUCACUGUGCCGACGAUUGCUCACUAUCUGAUCGAAAAAGAAUCGGCUUUCUUUAAGCUGAUGCACACCUACUGCUCGGAGGCAAUCGACCAGUACGUGAAGAACCGACAGCUGGUGUUUGUCAAAAACACGUCCACGAUGAACGCUUUCAAACGUGCCGGUUACAUAUUGAUCGAUCUGAAGUAUCUGCUGAGCUUUAAGCCGAGCAAAUGGAUGAAUGAUUUGCGUACCGGGUUCCUACACGGUUUGCAGCAGCUGAUCCGCCUGCUCCGGUGUAUGCAGGGCAUGGAUGCGGCGACGCGCCAGGUAGGCCAACAUAUCGAGUACGAGCAGGAAUGGGAAACGGCUUUUACGCUGCACAUUAAACUAUCGCACCUGAUAACGCUCGUGCUGGAAUGGUGUGCGACCGAUCGCGUUGUGCUGCUCAAAGUUUUUCGCAUGGUAAUGACGGCCCUUAACGAUACCAAAUUCAUCGCCCAGGAAUCCGAUACAGUCGUACGCUGUGUGGCCAAUCAUAGUGCCACCUGUUUGACAUACGACGUGCUAUCCCGUCCGGUUUCUGUACAUCUGCCUUUGACGCGUUUCCUUGCCGGCCUCUACACAGUGUUCGAACGGCACAAUUUUACAUUCAGCACGUUGGCUCCCAGUUCGUCCGACUUUCCCACGCUCGAGCAGAUCAUCGAGCCGGUACUGUGCGCUCGCACCAUGAUGUCGCAGGUACACGCCGGCAUGUGGCGCCGGAACGGGUACGCAUUAAUCAAUCAGCUGUUUUUCUACCGGAACGUCAAGUGCCGGUAUGAGAUGCUCGAUCGCGAUAUCGUUAUCCUGCAGCUGGGCGCAUCACUGAUUGAGUCUAACGAGUACAUCAUCCAUGUGCUGAACAAAUACAAGCUGAUCGAAUGGCUGGAGAACGAUCUGCAGGAAAGACCGCGCAGUUCGGAGGCUACUGGUGGUGACGACGAUUACAUCCGUCAAACCGGUGUGCUGAUCGAGGAGUUUCUCGAGCUGCUUAUCGUGGUGAUCGGCGAACGUUACGUGCCCGGCGUCGGUGCUGUUACGGAAAGUGAUCGAAUUAAGAAGGAAAUUGUGCAGCAGCUUUGCAUCAAGUCCCACUCGCACUCGGAGCUGAGCCGUGCGUUGAACGAGGAUAAUUGCAGCGAAAUCAUGUUCGAGUCCGUGAUCGACGACGUUGCUGUGUUUGAGAAGCCGAACGCCGCGGAAAAGCGGGGCAUGUACGUACUCAAGCCGGAGUACUACACCUGGUACAAUCUAUACUUCUACCACUAUACCAAGGAAGACAAGUCGAAAUCUGAGGAACGGCAACGAAAACAGAAGAAGGAAAAGAACGAACUCGUGUGCUGUCCGCCACCCGCCCUACCAAAGCUGACCCUAAUGUUCAAUAAUAUUCCAAAUUUGCUACAUUGCGACGUGAUGCUGAAAAUUAUUAAUGUCAUAUUAAACCGUGCGCUGGAUUUAACCUCAAUGACCUUUACCGAAGGACAACUGCAACGCGUGUUGCACUUGAUAGGGUAUGCCAUUCAAGAGGAAGAGUCCGGACACUAUCCAUAUCUGCAAUUCUACGAACGAAGCCAAACCAUCAAGCUUCUGCCGCUGUUGGAAGAACUCGCCAAGAGUCCAAGGGUUGAAUCACUGCGGGAUCUGUUGCGUUGGACCAUUCAGAGCUACAAAGCUAUGGAGGCAAAACGUUUGAGCCUGAUUCAAGGCGAGAUUGAUCGUGCGGAAUCAAGUGGUAGUGGCUUAUCGUCGGUAGAUGCUGAUCGCCUGGAAAAGGAGGAGCGUGCAAAACUGGCCGCAAAAAGGCGUGCCCAGGUGAUGGCACAGAUGCAGAAGGCACAGCAAAUGUUCAUGACCACAAACCCGGAUAUGUUUACCGACGAGAGCGAGGAAAUGGCCGAGCCGAAGGAGGGUGAACCAGUUGUGGCAACCGAAAUGGAUUGGCAUUCGACAACCGCAAGCUUGGUAGCGCUCGGUCCGAAACGGACUCCAACACGGCCAGCCGAUACUGCCGCUUUGCAGUAUUCGUGCAUCCUCUGCUCGGAAAAGACCGUACUCGGCACGUACGAAUCGGUCAGCAUGGUGUACGCCGCGUUCGUACAGCGUUCGAGCGUGCUGUCGCGCUACACGCAGUCGGACGAAAGUGGCAUACUGAAGCUGAUCGAGACAGGAACCCAUCCAUCGCCGCAUCUUACCACCUGCGGCCAUGUGAUGCACUCAACCUGUUUCGAUAAAUAUUUCAACAAUGAGGUGAUUAAGGAAAAUCGUCGCCCGUACCGAAACCGUGCCCCGAUACUAUUUGACAUCGAGAAGAACGAAUUUCUGUGCCCGCUAUGCCGUUUCCUGAGCAAUUGCCUGUUGCCGCUGAUUCCACCGCACGAAACAAUCACCAGCAGCGCUAAGGCGCGGGUGGACGCCGCGGUAAAAGCGGCCGGUUUCAACGAGAUACCGGAGGAGCCGGUGACCCAUCCGAACAAGUUUACUUUCUCGCUCUGGUACCCGUUCAUGUUUGAGUUCACGCUCAACGCGCUGAGCCGCAUCGAACAGAAUGAAUAUGCUAGCGCCCUGUUGACCCAGAUGCUCCUUCAUGACCCACGAGAUGGCCCACUCGUCAUGCACUUCAACGAACCGGAACAUCAACCGAUGAGCAUUGACCUCGUAGCACCCGUUUAUCACCCCGAAGAGCCGGUGGCGAACCAAGUGGAGCAGGGACAGCAAACCACACCACCUCCCGAGCAAUCGGGCGAUGAACAACCCGAACAGCAGCAGCAGCAGCAGCAGCAACAGCAGUCAGACGACGAACAAGCCGCAGACGACGAACAAGCCGCAGACGAAGAGCAGACGGAUGAUGAUUCGCCCGAUGAUGAGUUCCUCAACAUAUCCUCGACGGAUGGGGAUGAGGAUGUGGAAGUCAACUAUAGUGAUGAGGAGACGGACUGGAAUACGGUACCGUCGGGGCUCCUGACCACACUGGUGUUGAGAGACGUGGAAUCGAAGUACGGUAUCCGUUUGCGCUACUAUGGCACACGGCGUGAUCCGCCGUUGGUCGGUCGGCUGUUCGAUCGCCCCAUCAAAGACGCGCUGCUAAACUUUGCUAAGAACGUGCGCAGCUUCACAACCGUACCGUACAAGGCGAAACGAUUCGCCGAGUGUUUCGCACCCUGGGUGACCCUUUCGUACACGAUUAAAUCGAUCGAAAUGCAGUUGCGCGUACUGCAGCGUCCGCUGGGCAGUGAACUGUCCAUCCGCUACUCCACCUGUCUAAGCGGGCUUGUACGAGCGGCCUGUGCGAUGGGUCCGCUGGUACCGACGGUUCUCGUACAAAAUCGAAUUGCGGUGUUCAUGGCGGACAUAUACGAGACACUGUUCGGGCACAAACCAUCACAGUCCUUCUUCGAUUGGGACCUGUUCGGGCUGCUCAACACGUGCCUGUUUACGACACGCUCCGUCCUCUACAGCUUUUUGCGCAGGGAGCGCAUCCCCAAGGGUGACGCGCUGGAUCAUUCGAUCGUGUUGGCCAUCUUUAUGGUGAACAUGCUGCGCUCCAUCAUCACGUCGGUAAGCGGCAUUGAUCCGCCGAUGGUAUUAGACGCGGAACAGCAGCCGAAAUGCGAUGCGCAGAACGUGGACAGCACGAUGAAGCUCACUGGUGCCGAGCGUAAUUUACUAGUGCUGUUUCAGCAGUACAAUAUCCAUCAGCCGCACCCAGAUGAGAAUGUUACGAACACGGCGAACAUCGUUCUCCGCGGCACGGUCGCGGAACAGAAGCGGCUCUGUCAGCAGCUGAUAAGCGACAUUAAGACGCAAAGCUACACGCUGCUGCGGUGCUGCUGCCUGCUGUUUCACGGUAUCACCGAUAUCGAGAUGCCCCAGUGUAUCGAUGUGCCGGAGCACGAUUACCAUCCGAUGAUGACGUAUCUCGAUCUGCAGGAAGAUCCGCUCGUCUAUCUCGGCCCCGGUCAGCAUACGUACGACCUGAUCGAUCGGUUGGCAUUCUGCAACUCGGAUCAAAUCAAUCGCAUGCGCUACGCGCGCCAGGCCCAGCUGCUCGGUGAACCGAGAGCGCUCUUCCAGUCCGCACCGCCGGUCCGCCGGCUCAUCGAUCUGCCGGAAGAUUAUAGCGAUCUGAUCAACAGUGUGUCGCUGUUUACCUGUCCGAACAACAUCCGGGACGAUUCGCGCAACCCGACCAUGUGUCUGGUCUGUGGUGUCAUACUCUGUUCGCAGUCGUUCUGCUGCCAGAAGGAGUUGGAAAACAGCUCGGUCGGUUCGUGCACGUACCACACGGCGGAGUGUGGUGCCGGCAUCGGGAUCUUUCUGCGCAUACGGGAUGCAGAAAUACUGCUGCUCGGCAUCAACAAGGGUUGCUUUAUUCCGGCACCGUACGUCGAUGAGUACGGUGAAACGGAUCAGGGGCUGCGCCGUGGUAAUCCGCUCCGACUGUGCAAGGAACGCUACCAGAAGGUGUAUCUGAUCUGGCUCAAGCACGAUCUGCACGAGGAAAUUACGCGGCGUAACGAAGCCCAGCAAACAAUAUUUGCAACCCAGUGGCAGAACCUUUAAAAGGACGAAGCAACGAGCGCGGCGACAGGAGAGAAAUGGGGGAGAGAUGGGGCGAUAAACUUAUUUUUUACUUCAAUAUUAUUUCGGUUCUCUGGUCCAAAUCGAUGCACGCGAAGUGUGAAGAAUUUGACAGUAUAUGUGUAUGUGUCCUCUGGAGCGGCUCAUCUAUUUUGGACGAACCAGAAGCAGCCAUGUGGGGUCGCGGUGUUAUUUGAUGAACGCACACUUUUCGGGGCAGGAUUUGGUUGAGUUCAGUGAUGAACCCAAGGUUGUGUAACACCCCGUAAUAUGUGUGUUUGCGUGUUUUUAUGUACAUUUACAUGUAUAUAUUUUACUAAUCGCGGAAACGAAACACGGCGAAAAUGGGGCUUCUACCUAAAGAAUGCGGUCAUCAUCGUAUGACGAAGCAAGAGAGAAGAACUAUUAGCUUAUUCAUAUAUUAAAAAUAUAUAUAUUCGAAGACACAGAGGUUAGAGGGCAGCAGGAGCAGAAGGAAAUGGGUUAAAACUCCCUAGCGGAGAGCUAUGGUUAUGGAGGAGACAAGUUUAGGGCAGGAUUCAAAAUUCUCUUUGAAUUUGUGUGGAAUAACGGGGAAGCAAUGGUCUUAGCAAGCGAAAACAGGAAAACAUCCGGAAUGUAAGAUACGAAAAAGAAAAGACCGAGAAAUGGUUUUUUUUAUUUUUCGAAAAUAGCUCUGCAGAAUGGCAAAAGAAAAUGGAACUAAAAAGGGAUGGAAAGAGAUU
Molecule: messenger RNA, 6697 nt
Organism: Anopheles moucheti
Lineage: Eukaryota; Metazoa; Arthropoda; Insecta; Diptera; Culicidae
Gene: Ubr1
Product: E3 ubiquitin-protein ligase UBR1
Exons: 9
Coding region: 87-5954 (1955 amino acids)
Biological process (GO): protein ubiquitination; ubiquitin-dependent protein catabolic process via the N-end rule pathway
Cellular component (GO): cytoplasm; ubiquitin ligase complex
Molecular function (GO): ubiquitin protein ligase activity; zinc ion binding
Source: RefSeq, a predicted model, not a curated record